GUUAAAGAAGCUAGCUGAGUGACGCUACUGAAGCCCCGCCCACCGUGCUCGUGACGUCACACACCAUCACCGGAUCCGUACUCCACCCGCAGGAGCAGCCAUGAUGCAAGAAGGGCUGGACGACGGUCCCGAUUUCCUCUCUGACGAGGACAGAGGACCAAGGGCCGUUAACGUGGACCUUCAGACCGAUGCUACUUUACAAGUGGACAUUUCAGAUGCUCUGAGUGAAAGAGACAAAGUGAAAUUCACCGUCCAUACAAAGAGCACUCUUCCCAACUUCAAGCAGAACGAGUUCUCUGUGGUGAGACAACAUGAAGAGUUUAUCUGGCUUCAUGACUCCUUUGUGGAGAACGAGGAAUAUGCUGGAUUUAUUAUCCCACCCGCUCCUCCAAGACCAGACUUUGAUGCCUCGCGAGAGAAGCUGCAGAAGUUGGGUGAGGGUGAAGGCUCCAUGACCAAGGAGGAGUUUACUAAAAUGAAACAAGAACUCGAGGCCGAAUACCUGGCCAUCUUCAAGAAGACCGUGGCGAUGCAUGAGGUUUUCCUCUGCCGUGUUGCUGCACAUCCUGUCCUGAGGAAGGACUUAAACUUCCAUGUUUUCUUGGAAUACAACCAAGAUCUAAGUGUACGAGGCAAAAACAAGAAAGAAAAACUGGAGGACUUUUUCAAGAAUGUUGUGAAGUCUGCAGAUGGAGUACUAGUGGCAGGAGUGAAGGAUGUAGAUGACUUCUUUGAACACGAGAAGACAUUCCUCUUAGAAUACCAUAACCGUGUCAAGGAUUCAUCUCUCAAGUCUGACCGAAUGAUCAGGUCUCACAAAAGUGCUGCAGAAGACAUCAACAGAAUUGCCUCCACGCUGUACACUUUAGGGACCCAGGACUCAACAGACAUGUGCAAAUUUUUCUUGAAAGUGUCUGAGCUUUUUGAGAAAACACGGAAAAUUGAAGCACGAGUUGCUGCUGAUGAGGACCUAAAACUUGCUGACUUGCUGAAGUAUUACCUCCGGGAGUCACAAGCCGCCAAGGACCUGCUUUACAGACGAGGAAGGGCAUUAGUUGAUUACGAGAACGCAAACAAAGCUCUGGACAAAGCCAGGGCUAAAAACAAAGAUGUCCUUCAGGCAGAAACCACCCAGCAAGUUUGCUGUCAGAAGUUUGAGAAAAUCUCAGAAUCGGCUAAACAAGAACUGGUAGAUUUCAAAACAAGAAGAGUAGCAGCGUUCAGAAAGAACUUGGUGGAACUAGCUGAGCUUGAACUCAAACAUGCUAAGGGUAAUCUCCAAUUGUUGCAAAGCUGCCUGGCUGUUCUAAAAGGGGACACUUAAGACCCUAAACUGAGGUUCAUUAGGGCUUUCCCUGUUUGGUCCCGUCUUACUGGGAGGAUGGAGGGGAGAGGGAGCUCAUACCUGGGGUCUGUUUGUCAAGAAACAGUAUGUAUCACUGUUUAUAUCACUACCUGAGACAUCAUACUCCCUCCACUACCCCCUUAAACAGACGCGGCCCACUGUGGAAGAUUUCCCAAGUCCACACAGCACAAGAACCUACAACUUCAUCUAAUCACGUCUUGUAACUUCUGAUUGUUAAUUGACGUUUUCAUGGGAGUCGCUACAUCAAGAUAUAUGCAUUGAUGUCUAAUUGUUUUUCUAUCUCUUGUUAAUUUUUGGCUUAUUGUAAUCUUUAGUUUUGGUUAAUCCUUUUUUGUAUGGAUGAUGCUCAGCUGACUUGUUCACUUUGAGCUUAUCAUAUGAUUAAACUGUAUGUUCACUCAAA
This is a messenger RNA of Tachysurus fulvidraco (yellow catfish), 1769 nucleotides long. RefSeq names its product sorting nexin 6 (gene snx6). The record is from RefSeq and is a predicted model, not a curated record. The coding region runs from base 101 to 1324 and encodes 407 amino acids. Gene Ontology annotation, cellular component: endosome. The transcript is spliced from 14 exons. Gene Ontology annotation, molecular function: phosphatidylinositol binding. NCBI's taxonomy places the organism in Eukaryota, Metazoa, Chordata, Actinopteri, Siluriformes, Bagridae.